This is a messenger RNA of Callorhinchus milii (elephant shark), 3542 nucleotides long. It is a transcript of the gene frmd4a, whose product is annotated as FERM domain containing 4A. Gene Ontology annotation, biological process: establishment of epithelial cell polarity. NCBI's taxonomy places the organism in Eukaryota, Metazoa, Chordata, Chondrichthyes, Chimaeriformes, Callorhinchidae. The record is from RefSeq and is a predicted model, not a curated record. Gene Ontology annotation, cellular component: adherens junction; cytoskeleton; bicellular tight junction. The transcript has 24 exons. The coding region runs from base 259 to 3411 and encodes 1050 amino acids.
GGGAAAGAAGGGAAGGUGAAAAUAAAGUGAUUGCAACACCCGGAGGGAUUUGCAUUAAUGCAACACAGGCUGUAGGGGGAGGAGGAGGAGGAGGUGGUGGUGAUGAUGGUGGUGGUGAUGGGGGGGGAGUGCAAAAGAAAAAACGCACACCUUCCAAAAUGAGGAUUUUCCUGCAAAAUAAGGUUUGUCCCCCGGAUGGAGUUGCUGCACAGGGAGAGAGCUAAGGAUGCCAGUCAGCAGUGAGCGGACUUUGUAACUAUGACGGAAGGGCGUCGAUGUCAGGUGCACCUCCUAGACGACCGCAAAUUGGAGCUGCUCGUUCAGCCUAAGCUGUUGGCUAAGGAGCUUUUGGACCUGGUGGCUUCUCACUUCAACCUGAAGGAGAAGGAAUACUUUGGCAUCGCCUACACUGACGAAUCGGGCCAUUGCAGUUGGCUACAGCUGGAUCGCAGAGUGUUGGAACAUGAUUUCCCCAGGAAAUCAGGACCCAUCGUCCUACACUUCUGUGUGAAGUUCUACAUUGAGAGCAUUGCGUACCUGAAGCACAACGCCACCAUCGAGCUCUUCUUCCUCAACGCCAAGUCUUGUAUCUACAAGGAGCUGAUCGAGGUUGAGACGGAGGCGAUAUUUGAGUUGGCGAGUUACAUCCUGCAGGAAGCCAAAGGAGAUUAUUCCAGCAACGAAGCCACGAGAGCUGACCUGAAGAGAUUGCCAGCCUUGCCCACACAGGCCCUGAAGGAACAUCCAUCACUCGCCUACUGUGAGGACAGAGUGAUAGAACACUACAAGAAGGUGAAUGGACAAUCAAGAGGGCAGGCGAUUGUCAAUUACAUGAGCAUCGCAGAAUCUCUUCCAACCUACGGUGUCCACUAUUACGCAGUGAAGGACAAACAAGGCAUUCCCUGGUGGCUGGGGCUGAGCUACAAAGGGAUCUUUCAAUAUGAUUAUCAGGACAAGGUGAAGCCCAGGAAGGUCUUCCAAUGGAAACAGUUAGAAAACCUGUACUUCAGAGAGAAGAAGUUUUCUGUGGAGGUUCAUGACCCCAGAAGGGCGUCAGUCACCCGGAGGACAUUUGGUCACAGUGCGAUCGCAGUGCACACGUGGUAUGCCAGUCCCUCUCUGAUCAAGUCUAUCUGGGCGAUGGCCAUCAGCCAGCAUCAGUUCUACCUGGACAGAAAGCAGAGCAAGUCGAAAAUCCAUGCGGCCCGGAGCCUGAGCGAAAUCGCCAUCGACCUGACGGAGACGGGGACCCUGAAGACCUCCAAACUGGCCAACAUGGGCAGCAAGGGCAAGAUCAUCAGCGGCAGCAGCGGCAGCCUUCUCUCCUCGGGCUCCCAGGAGUCGGACAGCUCCCAGGCCGCCAAAAAGGACAUGCUCGCCGCACUCAAAUCCCGACAGGAAUCCCUGGAGGAGACGCUGAGAAUCCGUCUGGACGAACUAAGGAAACUUUGUCUGCGAGAAGCGGAGUUGACGGGAAAACUGCCCAAGGAAUAUCCCCUGGAUCCCGGGGAGCAGCCCCCCAUCGUACGGCGACGGAUCGGGACCGCCUUCAAGCUGGACGAGCAGAAGAUGGUGCCCAAGGGAGAGGAAGCGGAGGUGGAGCGCCUGGAGAGGGAGUUCGCGAUCCAGUCCCAGAUCACGGAGGCCGCGAGGCGCCUGGCGGCCGACCCCAGCGUCAGUAAGAAGCUGAAGAAGCAACGCAAAGCGUCGUAUCUCAACGCCCUGAAGAAACUGCAGGACAUCGAGAACUCCAUCAACGAGUACAGAGUCAAGUCAGGGAAGAAGCCCACCCAGAGGGCCUCCCUCAUCAUCGAGGAGGCCAACAUUGGCUCAGAGGACAGUUCGUUAUCUGACGCACUCGUUUUGGAAGAUGACGACCCUCAGGUCUCUGGGAUCCUGUCACCACUCCAGUCCCCGCACAAAGGCCUCCCCCCCCGGCCCCCCUCUCACCAGCGGCCCCCUCCCCCUCAGUCGCUGGACGGGCUGCGGCAGCUGCACUACCACCGCAGCGACUACGACAAGUCUCCGGUCAAGCCCAAGAUGUGGAAGGAGUCGUCGCUGGACGAGCCGUACGAGAAGGUGAAGAGGCGGUCAGCGCACAACCACUCCAGCUUGCGGAGUGGACAUUCCCGGUUGCCCAGUGGGGGGAGCGGUGGUGAGGCACAGGCUGGGGGGUCGCUGCAGGGCAGCCCAGUACGAGGGGCUCCGCUGUGGAAUGGCUCCCAGUGCAGUAUGCCCUCCACCCCCAAUCUGCGUCUCCGCAGCCCAACCUACAUCCACUCCACACGCUCGGUGGACGUCAGCCCUACCCGACUGCACACGUUAGCACAGCACUUUAGACACCGCAGCUCCAGCCUGGAGUCCCAGGGGAAGGCGGGGGGUUGCGAGACGGAGCCCGGGAGCCCCGACCUCUACACCCCGCGAACCCAGAGCAGCAACGGGUCCGAGCCCGCCGACGACUGUUCCUCCUGCACCAGCCGCUCCAGCUCCGAGCACAGCUACCCCCCGGCCCACCCUCACCCCCAGCCCCAGCCCCACCCCCACGCCAACUACUGCACCCUGGCCGAAGACUCGCCCUCCCGGGCCCGCGAGCGCCAGCGACACCGGUCGGCCGGGCAGCUGGGCUCCUCCAACUCGGGCAGCAUGCCCAACCUGGCGGCCAGGGGCCCCGCCAGCGGGGGGGGCACAGGGGGCGGGGGAGGGAGCGGGGGGGGCGUUUACCUGCAGAGCCAGAGCCAGCCGUCCUCCCAGUACCGCAUCAAGGAAUACCCUCUGUACGUGGAGGGCAGCCCCACUCCAGUGGUGGUGCGGAGCCUGGAGAGCGACCAGGAGGGACAUUACAGCGUCAAGGCCCAGUUCAAGACGUCAAACUCCUACACGGCCGGGGGCAUCUGCAGGGAGGCCUGGAGGUCGGAGGAGAGUGGUGGUGGGGGGGGUGGGGUCUCCGGGAUAGAGGGCAACGCCAGGCUCCCCCCCUCCCGCUCGCAGAUCGUCAGGACGCCCUCGCUGGCCCGGGAGGACGGGGCGGGGGCCGGGCCGGGGGCCGGAGCCGGGGCGGGGAAGGCCGUGGCCGAAGAGCUUCGCUCCUGGUACGAGAGGUCCUCGGCCACGCUCCGGGAUCACACCCGGCUCACGCACACCGGCUCCACGGACUCCACGCGGCGCACACGUGUGCCUCAGCUGUCCACGGCAAGCACGGCGGCUUCAGCUGCCUCGCCUCGCAGUCAGAGGAGCACAAAGCAAUCAGUUGAGUCAGCCGCCUCCUCUCCAUCAACCAGCCCCCACCACAUCAUAUCCUGGCAGAGUGGACAUUAUCAGGACACCUGCUAUGUGGAUUCCCCUCUGUACUCGGAAUUAGCAGAUGUCCAGUGGUAUACAAGUGACAAGGCUACGCCUGGGACUCUCGUCUGACACUUGACCUCAAACCCAGUGACUAGCAACUGGGGUGACCUGAGCACUGUUCCCUCGUCACUGCCUUACUCUUAACCUCGGAGUCAUCGACAAGGCCAUCCCCCACCUCCCCCCUCCACCUACAGCCCCGA